AUGGCGUCGACUUUGCACAUGUUUCCAGAUAAAGAGGCCAUCCAAGACUCCCAUGACAGUUAUAUGGAGGAGACGAACAAGAACAAUGAAAAUGUAGUUACUGAUUAUACGCCAAAGCUUGACAUGGAGUUUGGUUCUGAACAAGAGGCAUACGACUUUUAUAAUGAGUAUGGACGAAAUUAUGGGUUUAGUAUUCGUAAAGAUUGGUGUAAUAAAAGAAAGGUAGAUGGCGUGGUCACUUCAAGACAAUUUGUAUGUUGUAAAGAGGGAUGUCGAGACGAAUGGGAGAGAGAUGGUCAAAAAACACGUGAACGAGCUGAAACAAGGACAGGUUGUCAAGCACAUAUGAAGAUUCGACUUGAUAAAAAGAAGGAGAAAUAUUGUAUACAGAGCCUUGAGCUCAGUCAUAAUCAUGUUCUUCAUGUUUCACAAUGUGCUCACAUGAUGCCAUCACAACGAAGGAUUUCACAUGCACAAGCAUUGGAAAUUGAUUUGGCUUAUGAUAGUGGUAUAAAAUUGAAAGAUUCGUAUGAGUUUAUGGGUAGGCAAGCUGGUGGAAAAGAUGUUCUUGGUUACACCAAGCAAGAUCAUAAAAAUUACCUUCACAGCAAGCGACAACGAGAGCUGAAAUAUGGUGAGUCAGGGUGUUUACUUAGAUACUUUGAAAAGAAAAAGCGAGAGAAUUUUUCCUUUUAUUAUUCAUUACAGUUGGAUGCUGCAGAACAAAUAACAAAUAUUUUUUGGGCAGAUGCACAAAUGAUUGUUGAUUAUAAGUUAUUUGGUGAUGUAGUUUCUUUUGAUACGACAUACAGAACUAAUAAGGAAUAUCGACCACUUGCAAUGUUUGUUGGGUUUAAUCAUCAUAGAGAGGUUGUGAUAUUUGGGGCAGCACUUUUAUACGAUGAAACUAUAGAGUCCUUUGAGUGGUUGUUUGAAACUUUUUUUGAGGCAAUGUCAGGAAAGAAGCCAAAUACAAUCUUUACUGAUCAAGAUCCAGCAAUGGCAAAAGCUAUCUCAGUGGUGAUGCCUAAUACUUACCAUCGAUUGUGUACGUGGCAUUUAAUGCAAAAUGCUUUGAAACAUAUUGGUCAUUUAUUAAGAGGUGAGAAUGGGUUUAGAAGUGAGCUUAAUGCAUGUUUUAAAGUUUGGGAAGAGGAAGAUGAGUUCCUUAGUGCUUGGGAUGCUAUACUUCAUAAGUACAAUGUAUGUGAUAAUUCUUGGCUACAACGUUUAUUUGAAGUGAAAGAGAAAUGGGCUAAAGCAUAUGUCAAGAUGUCUUUUUCUGCAGGAAUGACUUCGACACAAUUGAGUGAAAGUUUGAAUGCUGACUUGAAGGAUUAUUUACAGUCAGAUUAUGAUAUUGUAAAGUUCUUCACACAUUUUGAUAGAUUACUUAAUGAUAAGCGUUACAAGGAAUUGUUGGCGGAGUAUAAUUUAAGACAAAAGUUACCAAAGAUUAAGAUGUUAUCACCUAUGUUGGUACAAGCGGCAAAGAUUUAUACUUCUCAACCAUUUUUGAAGUUUCAAAAGCAAUAUGAAGAGUUCCAAGGAGCUUAUGUCAAGGAGUGUAUUGAAAGAAACUCAUCUCAUGAAUAUAUAGUGUCAUUUUAUGAUAAGCCUCAAUAUCGUAGAGUCAUUUGGAAUUCUUUGGAACACAGUGUUUCAUGUAGUUGCAGAAAGUUUGAGAGAUGUGGAAUUUUGUGUGGCCAUGCUUUAAAAAUUCUUGAUGUUAUGAAUAUCAAGGUACUUCCAAAGAAGUACAUCCUUAAGAGAUGGACAAAAGAUGCAAGAAAUGAGAUUGUGCAAGACUUCAACGGACAAGAAAUAAUAAUAGAUACCAAUUUAGAAUUCACAACUCGAUAUAAGUCCUUGUGCCCCUUGUAUGUCAAACUUAUCAGUCGAGCAGCUGAAUGUGAAGAAGCAUACAAGAUAGCAUUGGAAAACUAUACUGAGUUGAACAAAAAGAUUGAAGAUGUCAUGAGAAGGAAAUCCGAUCUUUGCCAAGUUGAUAAUUCUCAAGAAAAUCCAUUAAAUGAAGAUGUCAUAAGUGCUAAAGGCCUAAAAAAGAAGCAAGGUUGUAAGGGAAAGCGUCGGAUCAAAAGUUCUAUUGAAGUGGCUAUAAAGAAGAAGAAAAGUAUCAACAAUCAUCACCCGCAAGCAAAUCAGCAUUUACAAGUAGUUACCUCAUAG
Messenger RNA from Alnus glutinosa, 2190 nucleotides. RefSeq names its product protein FAR1-RELATED SEQUENCE 5-like. The record is from RefSeq and is a predicted model, not a curated record. NCBI's taxonomy places the organism in Eukaryota, Viridiplantae, Streptophyta, Magnoliopsida, Fagales, Betulaceae. Gene Ontology annotation, molecular function: zinc ion binding. Gene Ontology annotation, biological process: regulation of DNA-templated transcription. The transcript has 2 exons. The coding region runs from base 1 to 2190 and encodes 729 amino acids.